Molecule: messenger RNA, 593 nt
Organism: Medicago truncatula (barrel medic)
Lineage: Eukaryota; Viridiplantae; Streptophyta; Magnoliopsida; Fabales; Fabaceae
Product: calmodulin-like protein 5
Exons: 1
Coding region: 76-363 (95 amino acids)
Molecular function (GO): calcium ion binding
Source: RefSeq, a predicted model, not a curated record
UCUUCAAUAUGACACUUUGAAAAUCAUAGGCAACUUGAUAAAACUUAGGAGAUCAUCAACUCUUAACAUUUCAAAAUGCCUGUGUUUAUCCCAUCUGACAAACCAAAGAGGGUGUCUAUGGACCAAAUCAACUUCGAAAGGAACAUUAUCGAAAAAUUAGAAAAGGCGGAUAUCAAUAACGAUGGUCGUUACACAAAGAAGGAACUCAAAAAAGCUCUAAAGGAUUUAGGUUCUUACUACCCUGGAUGGAGAGCCAAUCGUUGUUUGAUGAAAGCUGAUGCCAAUAAAGACGGACUAAUCAGUGGCGAGGAAAUCGACACUUUAGUUGAUUAUCUCCUCACUCGUGGUUUUGGCAAGAACUAAUAAUUAUUAUAAGAGGUGAUAUAUGAUCAAUAAUCAAACCCUGCUAAUAGCUUUAAGGCAGUUUAGUAGUAUAUGCAGUUUAUGUUUAUGUUAUCUUAGAACCCUCUGUGCUUAUAUGUAACACAGAAGAACCGGAAGAAUACAAUUAAUUCCUCCUGUGUUAUGCUAUAUAUGUGCAUGACUUGCUUGCUCAUAAAAUAAAUAGAUAUUUCCCCUACCUUUCUGGUGUA